GUUGAGGAAUUCACUUGCUAUGGAUCUUAACAACUCUGAAAUGUCUGAACAAUCUUUGGAACAAGGAACUGAUGCCAUAAUGGAGGAGAAAUCAACCAAAUUCACCUCAAUCAAAGACUCGUCUUCUUCUGAAAGGAUAAUCCAACGCCUUCCUGAAGAGCUGUUAACAGUUGACAAGAAGGACCAAACCACAGAGAAGGGUCUUUUGGUUGUUGAAUCACAUGCGGCCGUAGAUGAAAAUCUUGGAAUGGAAGCUGAGAAGCAGAUAGCAGAGGAUCAAUCUCCAACUUCUCUGAUUCUGAAAUUUUCAGACAUAGAUUCAUCUCCAUCAGUGGAAGAACUGAAUAAGGUAUUUAGCCUCUAUGGUCCUUUGGUUACACAAGGGACUGAAGUGUUCAAAAAGAGCAUCCAGGCCAAGGUAGUUUUUAAAAGACGAACAGAUGCAGGAACAGCUUUCAGCAGUUUUGGAAAAUACAGCAUAUUCAGACCAUCACUCGAUAGUUACCGCCUCAAGCGAUUGGCUUCUGCACCAACUAAAGCUUUGCAAGGUGGUCGUAAGAAGAGGAAAGUGUUGGAUGAAACAUGUGGAGAUUAAAACGCUACUUUUGAUGCCCAGAGGUUAGGUUAGGUAUUCACAGAGAUAUGUUUGAACUUGUAAAUGCUUUUGUUUUAUGAGGUUAUUAUACAUGCAGGUUGUAUUAGGUGAAAAUGAAGGGGGUCAAACAGUGGGCAUAGCUAUCAAAUUCCUAGUGAAAGUGGGUUAAUUUAUAUG
Messenger RNA from Hibiscus syriacus, 772 nucleotides. RefSeq lists its product as uncharacterized. The coding region runs from base 20 to 595 and encodes 191 amino acids. Lineage: Eukaryota; Viridiplantae; Streptophyta; Magnoliopsida; Malvales; Malvaceae. The record is from RefSeq and is a predicted model, not a curated record. The transcript is spliced from 2 exons.